AUGGAAAAAAAUCAUGCAAACAUUUUUUUCUGUGAGACUGGGUUGGAUAUGCCCAACCUCCUCCCACACGUUUCUUUAUAAAUCCACUGUGAUGUACAAGUGCAAGUCAUUCUAAGCAAAAGCUGCAUUUUUCUUUCAAAAGAAGUAUUCAAAAAAUAAGAUGAAGAUGAAGGUGACUGUGGUGUUGUUGCUUCUUCUGGUUCUGGCCUCAGCCACUGACUGUAAGGUGUUUGUCUUCCCUGAAGAGUCAAGCUCUGCCUAUGUGCAACUCACACCAAUGAAACCUCUGAAUUUGCAGGCCUUCACACUCUGUAUGCGCGUUGCUACUCAAAUCUGGUACAAGCGAGAGAUCAUCCUGUUCGCUUAUCGCACUCAAGGGGCUGACGAGCUCAAUGUGUGGAGAGAAAAAAAUGGAAGACUUUCUCUAUACUUGAGAAGCAGUAAAGAUGGUGCAUUCUUUACUCUCCCGGUGCUGUCAGCUUUACCCACUCAUCUGUGUGUCACCUGGGAUUCGAGCACUGGAAACACCGCAUUUUGGGUGGACGGACGCCGCAGCAUGCUGACCAUCUACAGGCAUGGCCAUAAUGUACAUCCAAAUGGAGCUAUAAUUAUCGGACAGGAUCCUGAUUCAUUUUUGGGUAAAUUUGACGUACAUCAGAGCUUUGUGGGUGAAAUUACAGAUGUACACAUGUUUGAUAGUGUUCUGAGGGAAUGUCAGAUUGAGCAGCUGUAUGCGAAACAAUACAAUGCUCCGAGUGGGAACGUGCUCAACUGGGAUUUUCUGAAGUACAAAAUCCAUGGGAAUGUUGUUGAGAGGUACACGUACCAGGAAUACUCUAAAAAAGUCUCUGACACCUGCAAAUGAAUUUCUCUCCUUUGAUUUCCAUGUCUAAUAGACUAUCUAAUGUGACUAUCAUUCCUGAUGAAUCAGUGUCUGUGAUUAAGAUAUAAAAUGUAUUCUUAGAGAAAUCCUCUGUUUCUGAAACAAAAAUGCAUAUUAGCUCAAUCUUAGAUUUCACCAGAUUACUGAUUUAUCCUCUCUUCCAUUUUCUUCCUACUGUGUAACUUUAAAACUCUGCAUCACAAAAACUGUUUUGUUGGAGGCGUUCUUUGAAUAAAUCUGACAAAAUA
Messenger RNA from Ictalurus punctatus (channel catfish), 1131 nucleotides. RefSeq names its product pentraxin fusion protein. Lineage: Eukaryota; Metazoa; Chordata; Actinopteri; Siluriformes; Ictaluridae. The record is from RefSeq and is a predicted model, not a curated record. The transcript is spliced from 3 exons. Bases 161 to 865 code for a protein of 234 amino acids.